Messenger RNA from Salvia splendens (bonfire salvia), 1567 nucleotides. Its product is annotated as 3-hydroxyisobutyryl-CoA hydrolase-like protein 3, mitochondrial. The record is from RefSeq and is a predicted model, not a curated record. Bases 67 to 1317 code for a protein of 416 amino acids. The transcript is spliced from 10 exons. Gene Ontology annotation, cellular component: cytosol. NCBI's taxonomy places the organism in Eukaryota, Viridiplantae, Streptophyta, Magnoliopsida, Lamiales, Lamiaceae. Gene Ontology annotation, molecular function: 3-hydroxyisobutyryl-CoA hydrolase activity. Gene Ontology annotation, biological process: L-valine catabolic process.
AUGGAAUGGAAUGGAAUGGAAUGUUAAAAUGGACAAUCAAACUAUUUAUUCCGUGUUAAAGAAAUCAUGCGAACUUUGCUUCAUCUUCUAAAUCACUCCCCCUUUCCCACUCUCUCCUUCCUCCGCUCCUCAUUCCCAUCUUCAUACAAUCCCCGCCACUCAACCCUUCGAAGCUUUGCACUUAUGGCCGACGAACUCGUCAGAGGCAACGUACUCCAAAACGGCGUAGCUCUCAUCACUCUCGAUCGCCCCAAAGCUCUUAAUGCCAUGAAUUUAGAUAUGGACGUCAAAUAUAAGAGUUACCUUGAUGAAUGGGAACUUGAUCCGAGAGUGAAGUGUGUUUUGGUUGAAAGCAGCUCAUCUCGCGCAUUCUCAGCAGGAAUGGAUAUUAAGGGUGUUGCUGCUGAAAUUCAAAAGGACAAAUCCACUCCUCUUGUCCAGAAGGUGUUCACUGCUGAAUAUUCUCUUAUAUGCAAAAUAUUUGAGUACAAAAAGCCUUAUAUCUGUUUCAUGGAUGGUAUUACAAUGGGAUUUGGCAUUGGACUGUCUGGUCAUGGUCGAUACAGGCUCAUAACUGAGAAAACAGUCCUUGCUAUGCCAGAAAAUGGUAUUGGGUUGUUUCCAGAUGUUGGUUUUGCAUAUAUAGCAGCAAAAAGUCCCGGAGAAGGAGCAGUAGGGGCCUAUCUUGGAUUGACUGGAAAUAGAAUAUCAACGCCAGCUGAUGCUCUAUAUGUUGGUCUGGGAAGUCAUUAUGUUCCUUCUGGGAGCUUGGCUGCACUAAAGGACGAUCUCCUGGCAACCACCUUUUCUGAGGACCCUGAUCAUGACAUCAGAACACUGUUGGAAAAAUAUAGUAGAAAUCCGGAGUCCGAACCUCGUCUGAAGUUGCUUUUACCCCGGAUAAUUUCAACCUUUGGAAGUAACAAAUCCGUGAAGGAGGUUAUAAAGGAGCUGGAAAAUCAUCAGCUAAGUGGUGAUUCACUGGUGGCAGAGUGGGCAAAGGAUGCCCUGCAAGGGCUCAAGAAAGGAGGCCCCUUUUCUCUCUGCCUCACAGAUAAACAUUUUUCAAGAGUUUCUUCUGCUCAAGGAAACAAUAAUGGCGAGUUAUCCAAGCUGACUGGUGUUAUGAAAACUGAAUAUCGAAUUGCAAUAAGGUCGUCUCUUCGAAAUGAUUUCUCAGAAGGCGUCCGAGCUGUCUUAAUAGACAAAGAUCAGAAUCCCAAGUGGAAUCCUCCAAGCCCAGACGAAGUGAAUCCUGCUGAAGUGGAGGCUCUUUUUGAACCCUUGGGGCCAGAAAUCGGGGAAUUGAAUGUGUGAGUGGUGACUGCAACUCUUCCAAGCCAUGCUACUAAAGAUUCUCAGCUAUUUGGAAUAAGAUGAGAGUUUGAUUUAUCAGUGGAUAAACAGUGCUUAGGCAAAUGCUUUCCAUGUUAUUAAAGUAAAGCUGAAGAUCCAGACUUAAUACUUUUCAAGUAGCACCAUGUGCAUUGUCUGUCUGAAAAUUUUUGUCCGAAAACUUUGGUCUGACUAUAAUUUUCUAAAUAAAAAGUAGUACUAGUUCGUAAUU